GUCUGCAAUGGCUGAAAUUUUGACAUUCUUCUAAGAAAAUGAGUUUAAACAAGCCAAAACGACCUUCUUCGGCAAGGAGAAACAUCAGACAAGAAACUUUUAGUUGCUUUGUUAGCGCAACAAGAUUACGUCAUGUGCAAAGCUUGUUAAAUGAUGGCUCGAAGGCAACCAAGGAUUAUCCUGAUGCAAUCCUGUGUAUUGCAGGUAUUGACAGCAGAUAUAAUGAUGGAAUGCUGGAACUCAUCAACUAUCUCUUGUUUGGAUUCUUUGAAAUCCGGAUGGCUGAGUUAGAAGGAUCAGGAUUUGAUGAAGAGGUUAUUGAUGAUGUGAUGUUUUUGAUACAGAGAGACAAGGUGGAUGUAUACUGUAACCCUAUCAACUACCACUACCUCCUGCCAUAUGUCAGUCACUGGAGAAAUGUCUACUUUCACUGUCUUACUGAUACAGAGUAUGAAGAUGAGGAGAAAGCAGAGGAUUUCAAGGUUACAAGUUUUGCCUCGAUUGUGAAGAACUGUAACAAGAUAGGCAUUCCUUACAGUAACUCAGCAAACCUACACAAGUUUGACAUUAUGUUGAUAGAAAAAUGGCCCAUAAUACAGAUAUAUGGUGUUGAGGGAGUUGGAAGUGGUGGAUUUUUCACAAUGCAGCAUGAGGUGACAGAUGUCAGUGAACAAGUUCACAAACUCUACAAUUACAUGGACCCAGUUGCUCUAGAGAACAUGGUUGUUGAGCAAGUGUCUAAGUUAGAAAGACAAUGGCAGACAAUGCUGUCUACAGUAGAUGUUUCACUAUCUGGUUCAAACCAUGGUGCAUUGACGGAAAAGAAAUGUUUUGAGCCCCUAAAGAGCUUCUAUGUUCAUGGUCGAGCCAGCAACACUGGAAAUGGAGACGGACCUUCUAAAGCAGACAGUUUGCCAUACCUCCUGUUUGGUAAAAAUUCCACAAAACAGAUGUUAGAUGGAGUCCAGAAGGCUUUGAGUAUGCCCAGCGGAGAUUUAAAAUCAACAUUGAUUGGUACUCAUGAAGCUAAUUUUAUGGUUUGCAGAGCUGUGUCUCCCAGGGGUCCUGUUACAUGCUCAAGGACGUAUUUCUUCAAUAAACAGUUUGUGAAUCCUUUUCAAGAGUCUAAAGUGACAGAGUAUGAAGCCAGUGCUGAUCUGAGGUUGCUGACAUUCCUGUAUGGAUCAAUGGUUGAUGCUGUUCUUACAGGAAUACAAGCUUAUUGCAACACAUUGAGUUUGAAACAGGCUGAAGAAGUAGCAGAAGAAACAUUGUAUGAGAGUUGUAGCGGGGCUAAGGAUGAUGUUGUGUCAGGGUAUGUCAAGACAGGACCUAGAAUACACUUCACACUACAGGCUGUGGAUCAUUCUGGCUGCAUGCACAGUCUGACAGAGGGCACCAGGAACCUGAUGGUAAAGUGUGCAUCUUUCACCUUGUAUGAUAUUCCAAGUUACGAGAAGUCUGGUACAGUCUUAGGCUCCCUUGUCUUCUCUGAAACUUUCCUAGACUCUGAGAUCAAAGUAUCUACUAAAGAUGGUAGUGUUGGCAUUAACAGCAGUUAUCUACUUCUUACAGAUCAUAUCCCGAGAUAUCAUUGUUGGACGCAUACUGGUCUUUCAGAAGAUAAGAAGUUGUUUCAGACGAAGUUAGAGGAUAAAAGUCUUUCUGAACAUUUUGGUGCAUUAUUAUUAUCUGGAGAUCCAAUCAACUUGGGAUGUGCUAGUACAUUAUGCAUGCCUCCAGAAGAAGCCAGUCUGUUUGCAUUCGAGAAUGGAUUGGUAAUUUUAUGUGAGCAGUAUGGUGCCAUAGUAUUACAUGGAAAUCACAUAAGAUCUGCGAGAUUCUAUGAUGGGGACACCUCAAACACAGUAGCUGUAUUAGUGAUAGAGUACCAUUCUACGUUUGUUCCAUUUAUCCCAUUCCAUUUGAGAAAUGAAGAGGGGCAGCUUAUGCUCAUGUUCACACCAAAGUCAAAGGCAUACAAACAUCUCUAUUCACAGGUGUUACAUACAUGGAGAGAAGAUGCAGAUUCUCCAAAGGUUAAAGUAGUCAGUGAACUUCCAGAAAAUUGUCACCUUAUGCAUUCAUUGAUUCAGCACCAUCACUCAUCUACUUCAUCAAACAGAGUGAAAACAGCCCUGCAGAAGGCAUCUGUCUCCCUGCCUCAUCUAUACAAAUUUCUAGACCAUUUCUCUGCAAGCAGUGUAGGUUGGUACCCAGUACCAGAAACAGAUUUACGUAAAGUUCUCAGAUUACCAAAAAAUGCUGAAAUAGAAGAGGAACCAGAAAUAGAGAUUGUAGUAGCAAUUAUCAGUGGUAUACCAGGCUCACAUCAAGAACAAAUGUGUGAUGUACUCUCUAAACUAUCUAAGGAUCAAAACAGAUAUGUAAUAUUGAAGCCACCUCUAGAUGGAUCUCAGCAAUUUAACCCUGUAGAUAUACAAGCUAAAUUGAAAGCUACACUAAAUGUACACAGAAGAAGAAAACAGAGUCAGGCAAACAUGUUGAAUACCAGAGUGCUGUACAUUGUACCAGGGUAUACAGAUAUAGUGAGUGUGGUACAAGCUGUGGAGUGUCAUCCUGAUGUAGAUGUCAGAACUCAUUGUGUUAUAGGGUCUGUUACAGCCUGUGUGGACCCCUUAAAUGUUUAUAUGGAACACAAAUUGACAUUCCCGUAUUUGUUAAACGCUUGUGAACAGGGGUGGGUAAAUCAGAUUGUGAUGACCUCUUCAACAGCCUUAAAGAAUGAUGACUUGGAAGAGGUUCAGCAUAUGUUGAGAUCUGUAAACAGUGAUGUUGCUUUCCUGCUGGCAGAACAGGGUAAUGUUUCCAGGAGCAUGGAUUUAGAUGCUAUACUAAGUGAGGAUAGUUUUCACCAGAGUGAGAAGGUUCGAGCCCGCUACCUGCUGUGUCCAGGGUGGAGACAAGGUCCCAACAGGCCGCUAACGGAACUGCUGAAUACUGUACAUCUAAAGUUCACAUUGCCACUAGAUAGAAAUAAACUGGUUGCAAAAUUAAGAGGUAUGAAGGCAACACUGUCAUCCUAUCCAUUUUCUGGCAACAUUUACAAUGUGCAAGGAAAAGUAAAAUUUACAGGUGCAAAGCCUGAAGAGUCCAUAGAACUUCACUACACAACAAUGAGUGGUGUGUUGUCAAUGCGACCAUACAGCGAGACAGCCAGGGAGAAGGCUCAGAAUUCUAGUAACUUUAUGGUGUUCACAGGAUCAGACUUGAGUCAGCCCAAACUCAAGGACUGGCUGAGGGACUGUGCCCCCAAGAAACCAGAGAAGAAAGAUCUUAUCUUGAGAAAGGAUAUAACUAGGGAUGUUAAAAACAAAAUACAUAAGGAGCAUCACCUGGACCCGCUACCUGAAGGCUGGUUCUAUAAUGGUACCCAGUAUGUCAGCUUUGAUGGAACAAAACAAGAUCAACAUCCCAAUUUGGAGGAGUUUGUAAAUGAUUAUGUAGCUCAGCAGAAUGUUGCUGUCACAGAAUACAACAAGAAAGUCGAGGAAAUGAUGAACAGUUACAGGGAUUUGUUCUCGUAAAAAAUCCCUGGAAAUAAUGUGCACUUUCCAGGAUAUGUCUCUAGAAAUGAACUGCACUUACAAAGAAUUUUCUCCAGAAAUGAUCUGCAGUUACAGAGCAUUGUCUCCUGAAAUGAUCUACAAUUACAAGGAUUUUUCUCAAUAUGGUUGACAGUUACAUAGAUUUGUUCUCAUAAAUAAACUCCAGAAAUUAUUUGCAGUUACAGAGAUUUGUUCUUAAAAAUAAUCUCUAGCAGUAAUCUACGUUUGCAGGGAGGGAAUACUUUCUGGAAAUGGUCAACAUUUACAUAGAUUUUUCUCUUAGAAUGAUCUAAGUUGGUUGGAUUUGUUCUGGUAAAUAAAAUCUGGAGAUGAGUGAGUGUUUUGGAUUUAUUCUCAUAAUUAAUCUCCUUAACCUUUAGCCUGCUGGUGGCAGGUGAUUUUGCAUUUGCGAAAAUUUGCCAAAAAUUGGGUUGAAUAUGAAGAUAUGAUCUGUUUAAGUAGGGUUUUAUAUUUUUAAUGGUCUACUUUCUGUGACAAUAGAAAAUUCUCACAUCAUACUUGUUGCUAAAGACUAGGCUUAAGGAUAUGAAUAAAUUGUGUUUUUUUUCACUGCUUCAUUUUAAUGAACUAUUUCAAGGCAAUAACUUAUUUUAAAAGUAGUGUGUUACAGACAUUUCAUAAAGAAAGUUGUAGCUUUCUGAUUGGCACUAUCUUUAUGCUUCAUCAGAAAAGAGCAGUGUUAUGGUUAUGAUAGAAGAAUAUUCGUAUAAAUGUUCACAAGUUGCUGUUAAUGUUAUGUUAAACAUGUGUUCAUUUUAUUACUUUCUUAGUUUGUUUUUUUUUUUUUCAAUUUAUUUUAGGUGGAUUAUAAAACAAGAUUAUUUUUUUUCAUCACUUUAAGCUUUUGAAUAUUGUCAAACUUUCGAUAUGCUACAAGGCAAUGUUGUACAAAUUUUACACAAUCUUAUCUACCAGAAAUACAAUAUACACCAAUUUAAGUCCGUCAUGGAAACAAUCUUUGGAUGCUAAUCCCUUCUUUGAAGAUGUUGUUAGUGAAAUAUAUUAUGUUUUUCCUUUAUACAUGAUAGUUAAAACAUUUACAUUUAUAGAAAUGUAUGUUGAUGUGUGUGUUGGAAGACAUACAGUUGAAACUCGUACUUGGAAUUCAAAGGGACGAGGUGUUUUACUUUGAGAUAACUGAAAUCCUUCUUAACCUUUAGCCUGCUUCCGGCAAGUUUCUGCUUUUGUGACCAGUGCAGACAAAGAUCAGCCUGCACAUCCAUGCUGAUCAUGGCCUGCACUGUUUGCCAAUCAGUCAGUAAAUUUUCAGUGAACACCCCUUCAAAUAAUUGGUACUGUCCAAAUUGAAAGAUGGACAAGUUCAUUAUAGAAAAUUAGCACGGUAAGGGUUAAAAAUGAUAAUUGGUGCACAUAAUUUUUGGAAGGGAUUUUGAAAUGUUCUUCAAGAUAGCUAGAGUUUCCGGAUAUGCGAGUUAGAGAUACUGAGUUUCAACGCAAUUCCAAGUAAGGCCCAUUUAAAAAAUCUGUGUUUGUUGUCCCCAGAUCAUUCUUUUCAAAAUUUGGCUAGUAGAUAAACUUGGGUUUUGGAAAAUAAUUGUUCUCUUGCUUGUUGAAUUACAGAACUAUGAAAUUAAAAAUAAACAGGAAAUGAAGCUGGUUGUUUACUUUUUUUCAUUUUCCUGUUUGACUGGUUCAUUAAUACAUGUUGUCACUUAAAAAACAUUAUUUUGGAAUGGUAAAAAGUAAAUUUUAGUUUUGGGGGAGGGGUGUAUUUUAGAGUAGGAAGGGAGACAGCAAAACCAUAUUUUUUUAAUGGGGCCUAAAGUCUAUGCUAUCUUCAAGAAAAUAUUUUCACAUGUCUUCUUUUAAAAUGAAUAUUCUGUAUACAUUCCAGCUACAUGUCUGUGAUAUUUAAAAAAUCCAUCCAUAUUUUGUAUUUUUGUAUGUUAUAUGCUGUUGAUUUUCUCCACAUGAUCUCCUUGCAAUAACAGUUCUGACAAUUUGCAACAUGCCGAAUUGACAUUCUGAUGCUUGUAUAUACUGUUGAAAUUUUGUUUAUGCAUAAAAAAGGAAGAUAGAGCUGAUUUACAACCUUCAAAAAUAAACCUCGCCCCCACAAAUUUCUCUCAUUACCUCUCUAACAUACGUGGACAAAUGGUACAUUAAUUUCAGAAAUUUACUUCAUUUUAGGCUUAACAUAAAGAUGCAUAAUUAUAAAAUGUACUUGUCAUCAGUAAGACAGAAACAGCUGUCUCGGUAAGUGGCCAUUCAUCAGAUAAAGAUUAUGAAGUAUAUUUUGUAAUCAAGUGUUCUUGACAACUGAGUUUUUUUUGUUUUUUUUUUUAAUUUUUCCAGUUUCAUUACCUUUAGAAGUGCUAUUAUUUAUAUGCAUAAUAUCAUAAUGUGUCUUUUUGUUUUGAAUAUAUUUGUUUGUUCAUAUGAUUUAACUAUUAGUGUUUUAAAGUUGCUCAGUAUUAAACUGUGUGCUUACCAUCAGCAUAUCAGCUGUA
Molecule: messenger RNA, 6061 nt
Organism: Mercenaria mercenaria
Lineage: Eukaryota; Metazoa; Mollusca; Bivalvia; Venerida; Veneridae
Product: dynein axonemal assembly factor 9-like
Exons: 35
Coding region: 39-3548 (1169 amino acids)
Source: RefSeq, a predicted model, not a curated record